Molecule: messenger RNA, 756 nt
Organism: Exophiala oligosperma
Lineage: Eukaryota; Fungi; Ascomycota; Eurotiomycetes; Chaetothyriales; Herpotrichiellaceae
Exons: 1
Coding region: 1-705 (234 amino acids)
Source: RefSeq, a predicted model, not a curated record
AUGACGGCGGACAUGUCCACCUUGACCGAGCAGCAGCGUGCAAACCACCUCAUGGAAGCACAGACGAUGGCCCUCGAGCUCUUCCGUGAAAUCGAACGAGACUUGAUCCGUCCUGGGAUAAGCGAAAAGACUUUGAGCAACGAGAUCCACGAGCUCGGGUCUCGACGCCACAACGUCCGGACGCACUGGCACAAACGAGUUGUCCGCAGUGGUCCCAACACACUCAUGCCGUAUGCAGAGAAUCCGCCCGACCGAAUUAUCCAGCCCGAUGACAUUCUAUUCGUCGACCUGGGCCCCGUCUUUGAGGCGUGGGAGGCUGACUUUGGCCGGACCUUCGUCUUGGGCGAUGAUCCAGCGAAGAAGAAGCUGCGCGACACCCUGGAUCCCGUCUGGAACACGGUCAAGGCACGCUACCGCGAGGACCCCGACAUGACAGGGGCUCAACUGUAUGAGAUUGCGUGCAGUGAGGCACGGAAUGCUGGGUGGGAAUUCGGGGGUCAGAUUGCCGGACAUCUCGUUGGGUCGUUUCCGCAUGAACGUAUCCCCAACGACAAGAUCACGCUGUACAUUACCGAAGGAAACAUGGAAUCAAUGGGUAAGACCGAUGCCAAGGGGAAUAAGAGACAUUGGAUUCUCGAGGUUCAUUUGGUGGAUCGUGAGCUACAGAUUGGAGCCUUCAUGGAGCAGCUUCUGACUGUCGACUGAGCGAGACCUUCGGGGGUUAUGUGUAUGGAUGUAGGUACACAUGGUAGUGAC